Trichechus manatus latirostris (Florida manatee) is the source of this 1371-nucleotide messenger RNA. RefSeq names its product C-type lectin domain family 4 member A-like. Lineage: Eukaryota; Metazoa; Chordata; Mammalia; Sirenia; Trichechidae. The transcript is spliced from 6 exons. The record is from RefSeq and is a predicted model, not a curated record. The coding region runs from base 291 to 1001 and encodes 236 amino acids.
GCUUUGAGUUCCCACUUGUUACAUUUGCUACUGUAUGUGUAAAGGCUGUGAGUCUCACUGUGCUGCUCCUGGAGACUGGGCCUCUGUCUGUGGACUGAGUGAUCACACUGAAAUUUUUAGUUUUCAUGAGCUACUUCUCGGGGGUACUUGCCUAUCAGGACCUCUGCUCUCAUGUAGUUGAGUGAUAGGAAGUAACACUUUUUUAGCACCAUGUUUGUUCUCCUUUUUAAGAUAUUUUAAAGAAGGGAUGAAACAAAUUUUCUGAAGAAAGCAGAAGACCUCUUCUCAACAUGUCUUCGGAAAUCACGUACGCAGAGGUGAGGUUCAAAAAUGAAUUCAAUGCCUCAGGCGCCGUCUCAAAGCCUCCUGCAGCACCCAAAGAGAAGACCAGCCCUUACCAACGUAACCCUGGUUUUCCCAAGCAGCUUCUGGCCUCAUUGCUGAUACUUCUGCUGCUAUUGGCAAUCUCAUUCUUUAUUGCUUUUAUGAUUUUUUUUCAAAGCUAUUCUCAGCUUCUUAAAGGAAAAAAGGAUCCAAAAGAAGUGUUUCAUGAAAAAUUGCUAUGUGAGAAAACAAAGUUGAAUAUGGAAGGAAAAGGAUGGGGCUGCUGCCCAGAGAACUGGAUUGUAUCCAAUACCAGCUGCUACUUUAUUUCUUUUAAAUUUAGUAAUUGGACUAACAGUGAGAAGAACUGCAUUGGGAUGGGAGCUCAUCUGCUGGUGAUCAACACCAAGGAGGAGCAGCUAUUAAUAAUCCAGAAGCUGAAUAGACAUUCUGCUUACUAUGUGGGGCUGUCAGACCCAGAAGGGAUGCGCCAGUGGCAAUGGGUAGAUCAGUCACCAUACAACGAAAGUGUCGUAUUCUGGCAUUCUGGUGAACCCAGUAAUCAUAAUGAGCGUUGUGUUAUCAUAAAUCUUGUUAAUGGAAACUGGGGCUGGAAUGACAUCCCUUGUGCUGGAAGGCAAAACUGGAUUUGUGAGAUGAUGAAGAUCUUCUUAUGAAUGGAACAUUCUCCAUGGACAUGUAGUUGGACUGGCAACCACCAUGAAAGGAAUAGCUGCUGUAUUUCUCACAAAUAGCGCGCUCAAGUACACAUAAUGCGCAGAAAUGAUGAAAUUGUGUAAAAAGUUCUGCCAUAACAUGCUAGUGCAUAUACCGCGCAUGUCUCCCGCGUGACAUUUUCAGAAGGGAAUUUUGGCCUCAUUCACCUUCAUUCAAUAAUCUGAAAAUGUUACUUUUGAUCAUAUUUGUAUAAUAAAGGUAUAAGCCAUGGUCAAGAAGUCAUGGAUCGAAUUUGGUAGAUCCUCAGUAAUUGGAAAGUAAGCAAUUGAAACUGUGCCCUUGCUCUGGGGCAGUUCCCGGCUGAGCUUG